This is a messenger RNA of Pangasianodon hypophthalmus (striped catfish), 2663 nucleotides long. Its product is annotated as ERBB receptor feedback inhibitor 1. The transcript has 4 exons. Gene Ontology annotation, biological process: regulation of keratinocyte differentiation; negative regulation of epidermal growth factor receptor signaling pathway. The record is from RefSeq and is a predicted model, not a curated record. NCBI's taxonomy places the organism in Eukaryota, Metazoa, Chordata, Actinopteri, Siluriformes, Pangasiidae. Gene Ontology annotation, cellular component: extrinsic component of cytoplasmic side of plasma membrane. The coding region runs from base 279 to 1367 and encodes 362 amino acids.
GUAGAGCUUUGAAUGUGUGUUGGUUUUGUUUCCGCGAGAUUUUAUUAUCGCGUACUAAUAAUUUCACUGAUAUCACAGUUGGAAAUUCUGAAAACGACCAGCUUGCUGUAAACGCGGGAUUUCAGAGAGCAACACAACGGAAGAAGUAAUUAACCUGAGAGCACAGAAUCAGAUGGUCUCUUGGUUUGCAUGGAACAUGGAGGCUGAUGGAUUAUGAAGUCUCCAAGGCUGAGAUAAUGUGAAAUAUCUCUUCAGUUUCUUUUUUUUUUUUCCAAAGUAUGGCUUCAACCCAACCAUACUGGGACCAGUAUGAUGAUAUGAACAGCAUGUACUUUUCUUUCGGAGCUGACUACACAGUGAAAACACAUCAGCAAGGCUUGACCUCUGUGGGCUUUGAAAGGAAGAUGUUUGGCUCAAGUUUCUCCCACAACUCUAGCCACCACUGUCAGCCUUUAAAGCCUGCUGAUCCUGCACAGCUACUCCUCUCCUCCCUGCACAGCUCGCCUGAAGGAGACCAGGUCGUUCCCUCCUUCCAGAAACUCUCUGUCUAUGAACAAGCGCCCCCAUAUUCUCCUAGGAGAAGCUCUAAACCUCUUCCUCCUCUCCCGGACAUGGGGGAUAUGUCUUCUGAUGAAGCAGCAGACAGCGAAGUGGAGUUCUUCUCCAGCACCAGCGAGAGCCAGCUACUGAUACCAGAAUGUGCCUCUAAAACAUCAGCCUUCCAAUACAGAGCGCAGAAUAGGCGGAGUUUCCGGGGUUGCGGGCAGAUCAACUAUGCGUACUGUGAUGCUAUGCAGGCUAUGCAGGAGAAUAUGAUUGGACAGAAAUGUGAGAGGGAACAAGUGGUGCUUAGAGAUAGGGACAGCCUUAAACAAGAAAAGCCCCAGCGCAGGCUGCGCCGCUCCAACUCGGGACCUGCGGCGUCUUUUAAACCUACUAACCUCCGAAAUAUCCACACACAGGAGAAGCCUGAGGUCCCUCCUCGCGCUCCUAUUCCGUCCCGUCCUCAAAAGAGUGCCGACCAUCAAGGUACUGAAGAGCCUCCCGAGAUCCCACCCAGACGGCCAAUAUACUACGUGGCCCCACGCACUCCUAGUCCUAAAAGCCUCCCCAUUUACGUCAAUGGAGUGAUGCCUCCUACACAAAGCUUCGCCCCCAAUCCCAAGUACGUGAGUAAAACCCAGGGCAAGCCAAAGUGUGAAGGAUUGCCUGCUUCACAUACACCAUGUAUACUGCCCAUCAUGGAAGAUGGAAAGAAGGCCAGUGCUACACAUUACUUCCUUCUUCCACAGCGGCCAGGAUACUUGGACAGAUUUGAAAGAUUUUUCAAAGAAUCUGAUUCCGAAGUUGUGCAAAGUGGAUGUUAAGUAUAAGCAGGGUUGUUAGGCUAACUACAAAUGUACUUACUUACAGUAUUCAGGUGCUUAUUGAUUUACUCAUUGCUACGCAGUCCCACCUCAACUUGAACCCAGAGUACUGAUAAGAGGCCAGGUCAUAAAUGCUGGACAUAGUGGAGCCGUUUUUUUUUUUUUGAUCAUGCAUUGUCAUUAUGAUUUACAUGUUAUUUUAUUUCUCCUGCUUUGAGUAUUCCUUUUUGAAACGUUUAACAUCUUUGUUUUUUGAUGGUUUACAUGUAACACUGGUUAGUAUAAGCUGGUCUUAUACUGUAUGUUGGGGAAGGACUGGAUUCCAGCACAUUCUGGUGAUUUUUUUUUUUUUUUUUUUUUGCUCAAAGGCAUGUAAUUCACCACUUAAUUACUAGCUUCAGUUUGAGCAAAGAAAUUACCAAACUGCGCUGGAGUGAAGUUGAGCAGCCCUGAUCACAUCCCUGUCAUAUCAUUAUCCCUGAGCUGAACGCAUUUUAAGUGCCAUUUUUAUCAUUCUGCACUGCAUGUGUUAUAUCCCCAGUUGUUUGUGUUGCUGAUGGAUUAUCUAGUAUUUGCACUCAUCAGCUGAUGGCUAAUGUUUCUGUUCCACAGUAUGUUCAGUGGGACCUUAUUUUUACAUAAACAAUUGUUCAAGGAAACGUAAAACCAGUUUAUUAAUGAAAUGACUCAACUUAUUACUAAACAGAAUGCCUCUGAAAUAUUGAGCUAAUUUUUGGAUUGAUGUCCUUUUAACAAAAAGCAUAUUUAGUUGCUUGCAAUUACAGUUAGAAAUUCUGAUUAUGCUAAAAGAAAUAAUUACAAAAUAUCUGAAUCAUUACUUUUCUUUGUUUGUGCAGCUAAGCAAUGAUGGUUAAACUCUUAAAGUGUGUUGGCUUCAACCUGCCUGUUUGAGCCAAAUGAGAAAAGGUCAAUGUUCUGUAUUACUCUGACACAACGUGUACUUUAACACGUACAUGUCAUGUUUUUAUCCACCCAUCUACUGUUGCUUUUUUCUUAGUUCAUUCUCAAAUAAGUCAGUCAUGUGCCACCACAUCUGUUUACAUGAUUUUUUUUUUUUUUUUGGAAUCUGUCCGUUUUUGCCAUCUUCCUCAUAACAGAAGGUGAAAAUUAUUUAUCCAUGGCUUAUUUAUUCACAUAUGAAGGCUCGUGAUCAUUAACUGUUAUUGCUGUUGUUGCACUGCAUUGCACUUGUCUUUACGUGCAGUAUUUGUAGUUUUUCACAUUACAUCUGUGAUCUAUUUAAAGAAAUAAAGUGACUUAUUUAUCAGUAAAUGA